Cladophialophora immunda is the source of this 1697-nucleotide messenger RNA. RefSeq lists its product as uncharacterized. Lineage: Eukaryota; Fungi; Ascomycota; Eurotiomycetes; Chaetothyriales; Herpotrichiellaceae. The coding region runs from base 250 to 1587 and encodes 445 amino acids. The transcript has 2 exons. Gene Ontology annotation, biological process: siderophore biosynthetic process. The record is from RefSeq and is a predicted model, not a curated record.
GGCACGCCCACAAUUCAACAAAAGCCCGCGAAUGAAGGACUAGGCUGGGGCCGGUGGGGAAGUGCCUUGCUGAUUGCCGUUUAUGUCUCUCCCUCGGAGUCUUCGUCCCACUCUGCCAUUUCAAUCCCUCCUUCUCCCAGCAAGCUCCUCUCUCCAGACCCUAACACCAGACAACUUGUCGGGGUAGGGUUUUUGUACGGUUGUGACAUUUAUCUUAGCUGGAAUUCGGGUGAUCAAAAUUCUCUCAGGAUGGCCCAUAGUUCAACCUCUUCACACAAGUGGCUUCUGGUCAAGCUGCCACACCCGUUUCUGACCACAUAUCGAGUGCUCACCGUUGCAGAAACAAAGCCAGCCAGAUUCAUCUUAACACAUGAGAGUCAGCCCGCGGAAGGACAACCACCGCCGAAACCGUUACAUAGCGACUCGCUCUCGUGGCAGGAACUGUUGUUCAAACCGAAGGAGCAGGUCCCGCCCAUCUCUAACAACAGCGCUUGGGCACGAGCAGUCCGGAGUCCUCACACAACGUUCGAAUGGGUGGGAAGCAGUCCGCCCUCCCUUGGUCAGAUCUGGAAUGUUGUUCAUGCGAUAUAUCUCGCCCAUCCCACCUAUGAGUACUUCAGACUCAGUCUGUCUGGCGCAGGAAAGGAUGUCAUUCGCCACGAACUACUUUCCACAGGCUUAGGUAUCGAACACCCCAAGCCAUGGCGCCCCAACGACGACAUGAAUGCACAGUCUGACGAGCUGCUGAUCCUCCGAAGCUCGUUCUGGCAAGGGGCAGCUUCUCCAACGGGACCUCGUCCGAUCUGGGUCGUGGGAGACGGCACGGAUGGUCCUUCACGCGAGCCUCUGGCCCAGUAUCCCAUCAUGCCUGAGAACUAUCACUUCACCAUGAAGUUCCCCGAGGAGCCCAUCUAUGCGCGUCAUCCGAUCCGUCGGCCCAAGCCACAUCCAGGAUCAAUCGCCUACAGUCGCUACAUACCGGAGCUGGACGAGCACUUUUCCCUGGAGGUCGUCAACUGGCAAGACCCGGAGCACCUGAGACUCUUCAAUACGUGGCAGAACGACCCGCGUGUUGCGGCAGGGUGGAACGAGACAGGGACUUUGGAGCAGCAUCGCGAGUACCUGCGCAAGCUGUGGGUUGACCCGCACGUCCUUUGCUUGUUCGGGCGCUUCAACAACGCCCGCUUUGCUUAUUUCGAGCUGUACUGGGCAAAGGAAGACCACUAUGGCGCCCAUUACGACGCCGGCGACUACGACCGGGGCCGCCACUCGCUCGUGGGCGACGCAUCAUUCCGCGGCUCCCACCGCGUCAACGCGUGGUAUUCCAGCUGCAUCCACUACGUCUUUCUGGACGACCCGCGCACCGCCAACGCCGUGGGCGAGCCCAAGGCCACGGGCGCGACGAUCCUGUCCUACGAGAACUCCCAAGGCCUCGUCAUCGGCAAGUACGUCGACCUCGGCCACAAGCGCUCGGUGCAUUCGAUUGCGAGCCGGGAGAAAUGGUUCCAAUUGUGUCCGCUCUUCUGGGACGGGCGGGAGAAGCCGCUGGAGUCGGCAGACCGAGCGGCCUGGAACGCUAAGCUGUAGCCUUUUAUGAGGAGUCAAAAUUGCGAAUAGUUGAUUGACAAUUGUCAAAAAAAGAUUCUUUUGUUUUCUAGUCCCUGUGAUCCCUGACAAUGUGACAUCCUAGAUUUCUU